Messenger RNA from Daktulosphaira vitifoliae (grape phylloxera), 1115 nucleotides. RefSeq names its product syntaxin-12-like. The record is from RefSeq and is a predicted model, not a curated record. Gene Ontology annotation, biological process: vesicle-mediated transport; intracellular protein transport; vesicle fusion. The transcript has 7 exons. Lineage: Eukaryota; Metazoa; Arthropoda; Insecta; Hemiptera; Phylloxeridae. Gene Ontology annotation, cellular component: synaptic vesicle; endomembrane system; SNARE complex. Gene Ontology annotation, molecular function: SNAP receptor activity; SNARE binding. The coding region runs from base 139 to 939 and encodes 266 amino acids.
CACAAUUUUAUCAUUAAAAGUUAUGUAACUAAUUUUUAUUAUUGUUUAUAAUUACUACUAUUUAUUGCAGACAUUUAUAAAUUUUAAUUCGUUAUAAAUCAACAUUUUUUAUUUAAGUGUUCGCAAUAAUUCUUAAAUAUGGAUGGUUUUUAUGGUAAUUCAUACCAAAGCAAUGGAGGUGAAAAAGACUUUCAAAAAUUAGCUCAAUUGAUUGGCACAAACAUACAAAAGAUUUCACAAAAUGUGUCAUCGAUGAAUAGAAUGGUCAACCAGUUAAGUACUAUGCAUGAUGCUACUGAAGUGAGAAAACAAUUACACCAAAUUUCACAUUACACACAACAGUUAUCUAAAGAUACCAGUCAUAGUCUUAAGGAAUUGAAUGAAAUUCGUUCAUAUAGUUCUCAAGUUGAUCAAAGACAGUUGAAAAUCCAAAAAGAACGUUUAGCAGAAUCUUUUACAUCAACAUUAAAUGCAUUUCAAGCAAUUCAACGUAAAGCAUAUGAUAAAGAAAAUGCAGAACUUCUCAAACGUACUAAGGCAUCAACAGGAAUAUUACCUCCACCACCAGGUUCCAAGAAUCAUUAUGGUUAUUCUCAACCAUCUGAUAGCCAAUAUGAUCAAACUCAAAUACAAAUAUUAGAUGAAGUAAAUUUACAAGUAGUUGAACAAGAGCAAGCAAUUAGGCAACUAGAAAAUGACAUUAGUGAUGUGAAUCAAAUAUUCAAAGAACUAGGCACUUUAGUUCACAAUCAAGGUGAAGUUAUUGACAGUAUUGAAGCCAAUGUUCAAAUAACAGGUGUUUCAGUUCAAGAGGCAACUAGUCAACUUAGAAGAGCAUCAGAGUAUACAAAUAAACUAAGGAAAAAGAGAUGUUAUUUGUUAACAAUUUGUGCAGUAAUAUUAAUUAUAAUUAUUUUAACAAUUUAUUGGGGUACAUAAAAGUAUUUUUGAUCAUUAUAAUUAAGUAUUUACUUUAUUUAUUGUUAAAAUAAAAUAUAUUAAAAGGUAUAAAAUAAAAAAACUAAGAACUUCAAAUAAAUAACAUAACAUUAAAUAUAUUUAUAUGUAUAUUGUAAAAUUAAAAAAUAUUUAUACUUAAGAAAAAUAAAAAUAUC